GUCUCGGAUGCACACAGCGCACGGACGAGGCUCAGCUGCGCGCAGCCGGCCGGCGAAGCUCAGGCGCUGCAAGAGACGCCCUGUGCGCCGGGCGCGACUGACUAGCGCCGGGGGGCUGCGUGUGCUGCAAGGCAAAGCGUGUCCACCGGCCGGGGUUGGCGUUGCGCUAUCAGGCAAGCCACCAUGGUCCGCUUCGCCGAAGACGACACCUACGGCGGACAGGACACAUACGCCGGCCAGGAGGCCGCCUACGGCGGUCAGCAGGACGCGUACGGCGGCCAGCAAGAAACGUACGGCGGCCAGGACUGGGCGCAGGAAGGCGCGUACGACGAAGCAGCCUACACGCAGCCCGCCGACGAGGCUGGCGGCGCGUACGGCGCCGACGCGGCCUACUCCCAGCACGUCGCCGACGACGCGAACGACUACGGCGGCCAGAACACGGCGGCGUCGGACGACGCGGUCUACGACCCGGCGUACGCCGAGGAGGACUACGGCGACCUGGACCUCGACGCGGGCGAGACGCGCUUUCCCGAACUCGAAGCCGCGGCCGCGUCGCACUUGCAGGCGUGCGAGCGCGGCCGCGCGGCGCGGAAGCGGCACAAGGCGACGAUGGAGGCGCGAUCAAAAACCAAGAGCGCAACGGCGUUGCAAGCCCGCGUGCGCGGCCGGAACGAGCGGCGCAAGGACCGGGACUUCAUGCGGACGCCCAACGCUAAGGCGGCGUCCCCUGAUCCCCGGACCCCCGGAGGCGGCCUUAAAGGAGAUUCUUCGCUGCCGGACAUCAACAACGCGGCGGCGCCCGACCCCCGGACGCCUGGAGGCGGCCUCAAGGACCAGGAGUCGCCGCCGUCGGUCCGCUUCGCCGCGGAGCCGCAGCUGGACGCCCCGUCGGAGUUCCGCGCUCGGCGGCCGCCGACUCCGCUCCCUCAACUCGGUGCGAUGAAUUAUGACGACGAGGACGACGACGAUGACGACGACGAGAUCGAGGAGGACGCGGCGAUCGCGACGCCGCGGCGAGACGACUCGCGGGCCCCGGAGGUGGACCGCGACGACGUCGACGCCGAUCCUUCGCCGAUAUCGGUGAUAGAGUCCCCUCCCGUGCGCCGAUCAGUCGGUUUCUCAGCCGAUCCACCGAAGCGGGCACGCAACGUCGCCGCCGACGACGAUCCACCGCGACGGGCGCGCUUCGCGGCCGCUGCCGAGGAGCCGCCUCGUAGAGCUCGCUUCGCCGCCGCCGCGGAGGAGCCGAGACGCACACGCUUUGCAGCCGCCGACUCGCCUCCGCCGCGCCGCAAAACGCGCUUCGCGGCCGCCGACUCCCCGCCGCCGCGCAAGGCGCGCUUCGCUGAGGAGCCCUCGCCCCCUAGACGGACGCGCUUCGCCUCCGACUCGCCGCCUGCGGCUCGGUUCCCGGGCGCCUCGCCGCCGCAAUCGACGGCCGAAGACUCCCCUCCGCGACGAGCUCGUUUUUCUGAGAGCGAGACGCGCUUCCCUGGCGCUUCACCACCGGGCCAGGCCUCGCCUCCGCGCCGUGCUCGGUUCGCCGCGGGCCAGGACUCGCCACCACGCCGGCGCGUCCGGCGGACGCGCUUCGCCGAGACGACGACCGAGUCGCCGGCGCCGAGCGACGACGACGCGCGGUCGCGGCGCGUCCGCAGAGCGGGCGGCACGCCACCCGCGAAAGGUCGGCGGCGCGCUCGCAUCCGCGAGCCGUCGCCCGACGCGUCCGAACUGCACGCGACGCGGCAGGCCUCGCUGGCGGCGGCCGCGCUGGACGCGCGAAAGAAUCGCGGCCCGCGCGACGCCGACGACGCCAUGGCCUUUAGCCCUCCGGGCGCCGAGACGCCGCAGUCGCUCCGCGACUCGAGCGAUGUCGUUAGAGUGCAGUUCGUUGCGGGCGCGACGCCGAGCGACGCGCAACCGCCUCUGGAAGAACCAGAGAUGCCUGUGAGGCACGAGCCGAAGAGUCGCUUGGGCGUUCUCGAAGCGCGACUGGCGGCUUUGGAAGCGGACCGCGGGCCGCGGCGGCGCAAGAAGAAGGCCGCGGCCGUGGAGAAGCAGGAAACUGGCGAUGAGGAAGAUGAAGCGAACGACGGAUUCCUGCUGGCCUUCCUCGUGGCGGGCGGAGUGGACGCGCCGCGCGCGGUCCGAGCCGCCGGACGCCUCCGGCUGCGAGGUUCCUACGCCUCGAGCCAGGCCUUCGCGACGAUCCCCGCGGCGACGCUGCAGCAGGCGGGCCUCCGGGCGCACGAGAUCCGUGCGACUCUACGCGCGGCGCGACUCGCGCGGCAGGCUCUGCGGGCCGCGCCGCAGCGGCGCGCGGCAAAGGCCACGAUGCGAUCGAAGUCGACCACCGAGGCCGAGUUCGCAGAAGCGCUCAAGCCGCGCCGCGCGCCGCGCGUCGACCCGAAUUCGUGGGCGCACCGGCGACGUGCGCAGAUCCGCUCGGCCGAGCGCCGUCGAAGAUUGCGCCAGACCGAGUAGCUUGUAAGAAUCAAGACCUAGCUUGAAUUCCGCCGCCGCCGGAAGUGCCGCCGGUUGGGCCGCCUGCAUCAACCAUGACCUACAAA
Pelagomonas calceolata is the source of this 2570-nucleotide messenger RNA. Lineage: Eukaryota; Pelagophyceae; Pelagomonadales; Pelagomonadaceae. The record is from the annotation of a GenBank genome assembly.